Parathielavia appendiculata is the source of this 1087-nucleotide messenger RNA. RefSeq lists its product as uncharacterized. Lineage: Eukaryota; Fungi; Ascomycota; Sordariomycetes; Sordariales; Chaetomiaceae. The record is from RefSeq and is a predicted model, not a curated record. The transcript has 2 exons. The coding region runs from base 1 to 957 and encodes 318 amino acids.
AUGGCGGGAUUCUUCAAGAAACACAAGGAGGCAGACAAACCGGGAAAAACCGGGACGAAUGAAAUAGCCCAGGCAGCUUCCGCUACUAAAGAUGCAUUGGCGCCCGGCGCACCAGAGGGCGAUAAGCCCGCGCCCGUCCUCGACGACGAGGACGAGCAGUUCCUGCAGCGACUCGUGUCAAACGACGAUGACGACGGGCCGCCGCCGCCCCUCCCACCGCGCCCAAAGACGCCCGACCUGACCUGGGACAGUGACAGCGAGUCGAUCCGGCUUGCCCAAAACGAAAAGCCCGCCGAGUCCACCACCACCACUACCACCACCACCACAGCCAAGAAACCAAACCGCUUAUCCCGCCUCUUCCACCACAAACCCUCUUCCUCCUCCAACAACAACACCCUGACCGUCCCCAACAGCAGCACCACUGUCCCGCCGGAAGAAGCAGACCGCGAAUGGGCCGACCUGAACCUCGUGCUCUCCCGUCUCGGCAUCGAGCCCACCAGCACCGAGGUUACCGAAUUCUCCAACCUUUCCAAAAGUCCUACUCCCAGCAAAACCAAAGCCGCCGCACUCGCCGCCUCAGUCGAGGUGCAAUCGCUCCUCCGCCAAUUUGUGCUCGUGCUUAAAGACAUCACGAACGGCGCCCCGACGGCCGUUGACGACCUUAUCUCGCUCCUCGACGGGCGCAACGAUGUGCUCAAGCGCGGCUUCGAGAAGCUGCCGGGCUCAAUGCAGAAGCUCGUCACUCAGCUGCCCAAAAAGCUAACCAGCUCCUUGGGCCCCGAAAUGUUGGCCGCUGCUGCCGAGGCCCAGGGUCUGAGGAAGGAGACGGACGCGGGCGGACUGGCGAGGUUUCUGAUGCCCAAGAAUCUGGGAGAUCUGAGAGAAGCGGGAGAAGGAGGAAACGGAGAAGGAGGGAAGGGAGGGUGCAUAACCGGAGGAGAAAAAAGAGGCGGCUGAGGGGACGUCGAGCGGUGUGAUGACUGAGCCGCCUGUUGAGAGGCCGCGGGCGUGAGAUGAAGAUACCCUGUGACACGAUUUCGUAGCCAACGUAAUGCCAUCGUUUCUGGUCUUUCAGUCGUCCUGGACC